This is a messenger RNA of Caretta caretta (loggerhead turtle), 1907 nucleotides long. Lineage: Eukaryota; Metazoa; Chordata; Testudines; Cheloniidae. The record is from RefSeq and is a predicted model, not a curated record.
GGGGGCGCCCCGGGGGGGUGACGUUGCCGGGGGGGCCCCGCCCCGCCCCGCGGCCAGAUCCGGAGCCCGGCGGGGCGGGAGCGUCAGAGGGUCGCGCGCCCCCGGCAGGUGGGGGCGGGGCGGCCGGUCCCUGAGUGUCACGUGACGUAUGAGGCCCGCCCACUUGUGCAUGUGACCGGAAGUCAUCGGGCUCGUGGGCCCGAGUAACCGGAAGUGUGCGUGGAUGUCGCUUCCCGCUGCGCCAAUAGGCUGCGGAGGGGCGGGCUGGAGGCGGUGGCACAGCUGGCUGCAGGCAGGAUGGCAGCGCUGUGGAGGUCGUACCAGCGGCUCAUGGCCCAGCACCCCUGGAAGGUGCAGAUCCUCACAGCUGGCUGCAUCUGCACUUCCCGCUCUGCUGACACCCUGCAGAGUCAUGGCCCCAGGCAGGUGUCCUGCAGGGCGAGGGGGCUGGGCACAGAGCACCGACUUGUCUGGGACCCAGAAGAAACGGGUUCAGUUUCCAGCUCUGCUACAAAGUCCCCAUGUGGCCUUGGACAAGGGACGUCAGCUCACUGCGUCUUACUCGGCCCUGUGGUGGGAGGCUGGUACCAGCUCCUGGACCGACUUAUCCCGGGAAACACCAGGAUGGUGGCGUUGAAGAAGAUGGUGCUGGAUCAGGCGGGGUUUGCACCUUGCUUCCUGGGCUGUUUCUUGGCCAUUGCCGGGGCACUCAACGGCCUGUCCACCGAGGAGAGCUGGGCCAAGGUCCGACGGGAUUACCCGGAUGCCCUGCUCACCAACUAUUACCUCUGGCCAGCAGUGCAGAUUGCCAACUUCUACUUCAUCCCCCUGAACCACAGGCUGGCUGUCGUGCAGGUGGUGGCUGUCAUCUGGAAUUCCUACCUGUCCUGGAAGGCGAACCAGCUGUGAGGCCAUGGGGCUGGCACCCCUCCCAACCCCCCACCCAGCCCGGUCUCCCCGAGCCCUCCACCCAGCCUGCCCCCCCCCCGCGCCACACCCUCCACUGCGACUGCCAUAGCGAAUGGCCGUGGGGCCGGCCCCCCUCCCCGUUCCCCCCACCCAGCUGCAGGGCCCCCUCACCAUGUCGCACCCUCCUCUGCGACUGCCAUAGGGAAUGGCCGUGGGGCCAGACCCCUUCCCAUGCCCCUGACUCAGCUGCAGCCCCCCCCGCCACACCCUCCACUGCGACUGCCAUAGCAAAUGGCCAUGGGGCCGGCCCCGUUCCCCCUACCCAGCCUCAGGGCCCUCCCCAUGUCGCACCCUCCUCUGUGACUGCCAUAGGGAAUGGCCGUGGAGCCGGACCCCCUUCCCAUUCCCCCUACCCAGCCGCAGGGCCCCCCCGCGCCACACCUCCACUGCGGAAAUGGCCAUGGGGCUGGCCCCGUUCCCCCUACCCAGCUGCAGGGCCCCCCCCAUGUCGCACCCUCCUCUGUGACUGCCAUAGCGAAUGGCUGUGGGGCCGGCUCAGCAGUGGCUUUUGGGGGAGCUCCAGGGGGCCACAUCACACAGCAACCAUCAAACUGGCCCCCCUGGGCAGCCUCAGCAAGGGAACCACUGAUACAUGGUGCUGGGGGGUCUGAGCCAUGCCCCAUGGUUGUCCCCAGCAAAGGGGGAGAUUGAUUCCUGCCCCAUGGCUAUCCACAGGGUGACUGAGCCAUGCCCCAUGGUGGUCCCUGGCCCUGGGAUAGACCAAGCCGUGCCCAUGGAUGCCUGCGGUGCUGGGGGGUGAUUGAGCCAUGCCCCAUGGCUACUCCUGGCACUGGGGGGAGACUGAGCCACACCCCUGGUUGGAAAGCCCCUGCCCGCACGGGCCCCUCUGAGCCACCGCCUAUGGAGCCCAGACACGCUGGGAAGGAACCGGAGAAAUAAACUCAGUGACUGGCCUUGCCGUGGCCCUGCUGUUGGGG